Daldinia decipiens is the source of this 1478-nucleotide messenger RNA. RefSeq lists its product as uncharacterized. The record is from RefSeq and is a predicted model, not a curated record. The transcript has a single exon. Lineage: Eukaryota; Fungi; Ascomycota; Sordariomycetes; Xylariales; Hypoxylaceae. The coding region runs from base 374 to 1210 and encodes 278 amino acids.
GAUCAGGCAUCUACAUGAUUCUACAUAUGAUAAUAUCAAUGUUCUUGCACCUAUUUAUACUUACCUAGGUUAUAUGUACCUAGGUACCUUGGCAUUGACUUUUCGGCAAGGAAUUCCCGUUCUUGCAUAUGGUGUUUAGGUUUCUUACUGGAGCACACAGCUUCCUUUUCCCCACAUAACGAUAAGAUAGAAGCUACGAAUAGCUUAAAGUCUUGAAGCGAACUAAGGCCAGUUGGGUGGAUACCUGGUCAAGGCACAUGUACCUUGCACGGCUUGCAGCUUGCAUGACACCACCUGCGGUCUUCCAUCACUAAGGUACCUCUGCUCAUUAGCAAAAACCCUUGGGCCCUUCUCGCCUAUCACCCUCCAAUACAUGGACCUUCGGAGCCAUGAUGCGCCAGCUUCCUCUUCAUCACUUCCAUCCGGACUUCUUUUCCGCCCCUCUCGAACAAAUAGCCCUCUCUAUGACUCUCACAGGCCAGCCUUCAAGAUGACGGAACCCCCAUCAGAACAACCGCCGAUGGCGGACACUUACGACGACCAAGAUCAUGAGCCGCAUCCGUUUGCGCCGAUAUUCACCCUCGUGAAUAAUGCAUCGACGCGUACAACCCAUCAUCCACAUGUGCGCUACAUCUUCAGCGACGAUGACCCAGACAUCCUAACACAUGCAUUAGCCGAACUUGACAUCGGUGUCGACGGAACCGCCUCCGAUCCAGCCUCGUCUAAUAGGGCUAUGGUAUUAGACCUAGCACCCGACCCUACAGGAGGAUAUAGCGUUGCUUGGGCUUCAAGCUUGUCGCCGUCCUGGGCAGUGCUGGAUGCGCAACUUAGCCAGGUAGCACCACCUUCGUCCGACGGGGAAAAUAAUAGGGACAACGGAGGCGGAGAUGGUAGCACUCGACCCGAUCGCCUUAUGUUAAAAAUUGAUGGCAUAGAAAGCAACAGUCUAGGCUCGGAGGGUGGAUUGUCUGGAGAGGCAAGCAGACACGGUUCAAGCAGCGGAAGUGGUGGUGCAAGUGGCCAGCAUGAUCGUGACCGAGGAGAGAUCGAAGACUAUACCAACUUAGUGGACAAAUUUGACAGGCAGAUGACCACACUUCGGAAAAUCGUCGAUGCUAGCGAGGAAAGACAACGGAAGACGACCGCGGAUACUUAUGCGAUAGUGGAGCCCACACAAGAAGUAGCCGGUAGAAUUCAGCUGAUGGAUUGAGAGCCUUGGAAGAAAUUAAUAUUUAUCUAACGCGAAGUCCGAAUCAUGGCCAUAAGAUUGUCCUUGGGAGGUUUCUUGACUUUAUUAGAACGGCGACCAGAAUCAAAUUUGUAUCGCCAACUGAAAGGCUACGGAGAAUGAUGAACAGGAUUACAGAACUGCAGAUCGUCGCCUCGAUCGGAGGAGUGUUAUACGGAGCUUAGGAGCUGAGGUUAGGACGGUGUGGCUUAAGCCUUGCCGCGGGGAUUUUUGUCAUGAACGGUUCUUG